Molecule: messenger RNA, 1569 nt
Organism: Numida meleagris (helmeted guineafowl)
Lineage: Eukaryota; Metazoa; Chordata; Aves; Galliformes; Numididae
Gene: METTL24
Product: methyltransferase like 24
Exons: 5
Coding region: 1-1044 (347 amino acids)
Source: RefSeq, a predicted model, not a curated record
AUGCCCAAGGAGCGGCCGCUGUGGCGGGGCGCGGCCUUUCGCCUCUGCGUGCUUUCGGCCGCGCUGCUGCUCUGCCUGCAGCUGGGCAUGCGGCGCUCCUGGUGCUCGGAGGAGAAGCCCCGGCUACCCGCCGUGGCGGCGUCGGGGCGAGGGGUGCCCCCGCCCCGCGGCACAGCGGUGGCCCCGGGGCGGCGGCGGGUGACCUACGUGCGAAGCGGGCGGCGGGGCGGCCGGCCCGGCUGCUGCCCCCCGGGCAGGAAGACUGUAAGGUGGCACAUCGAACUUCAGCCAUGGGCAAGUCCAACUCCUUCCUUGAACUACGAAGCCUUGAGGUUCCUGAAGUACAUUAGCACUUCUCAGAUUUCAUGUGAGCACAUGAACCUGAGCAGCCUGAGGGGGAACUCUGAGGUCAUGAAGAGGCCCUGGUCAGUCUGUCUUGAUGAGAGGUUUAGCCUCAUCCACCGGCUCAGAAACAAGCAGUGCCGUCUCUAUUCCCUGGGACUGGGCAAUGAUGACAACCAGUUUGAGAUCAGCAUGGCUAACAGUGGAUGUGAGGUGCAUCGCUUCGACCCCAGCAUCAAGUCAGCGCACAUCCAGGAGGGUCAGCACCUCUGGUAUCAUCGCCUGUCUGUAGACUGGAGGGAUCCCAACCCAGCCAUUGCUGCUCAUAAACUUCACAGCAAUACGAAGAAGCUGGGCACAAUAUUGAAUGAAUUCGGACAUCAGAAGAUUGAUGUCCUCAAGGCAGAUGUGGAGAGCGCGGAGUGGAAAAUUUUGGAAAACCUGAUCCUUGAGGAUGUUGUUGAGCAGAUAGGGCAGCUGGUCUUCGAGGUGCACACCCACUGGCCUGGUUUUGAGGUCAGUGGCAACGAUAGCACUGUGGUGCGGUACUGGUACAGUCUGCUCCGGGAACUGGAGCUGAAGGACUUCAGGCUUUUCCAUACCUACAAAGACUUAUCAAAACCACAGAUGUUUCUGAAAAAGGAAGCCUUCAAUGCCAGUAGCUGUUACAUGCUGAGCUGGGUGAAUACAAGAUGGAAAUAGCAGAAAGGAAUCUAUGAUGCGUGACUGUGAGCCAUCUGUCCCGUAGCAUUAUUGAAGAGGACCUCAGAGUCACUGGCUGAAGUUGCCAAAUAAGUAUACAGUGCUUGCUGAUGGAAUGGACUGGCUUUUGUUUUUAAACACUGUCAAAAGAGAUGAAAGUGGAACCUGGUCUUUUUGGCUUGUUUUUAGUUCAGGUGAAGUUCCACAGUGCCUUUUCUAGCACUGCACCUGGCUGCCUGCGAGCUCCUUGCCACAGAGCUCCCCGGCCCUGCCUCUCCCUGCCAGGGGUGCACGGAUGCUCACAGAGGCGGUGGCUCUGGCCUUGGGGACACAGGGACAUGCCCUGCUCUGCAUGUGGGCUCUGAGCACUGGCAUGCGAGUUGGGUGCAGGGUGCUCCCAGCAACCCAGCUCGGCCAUUCCCUGAGAAGCUAAGCAAUGAGAGGGAGCUAAAAAGUAUACAGCAGGUGCUUUGUUGGUUUUUUUGUGAAUAAUUUUGACAUUAAACUUUGCAUUGAAAUACAAGA